Molecule: messenger RNA, 872 nt
Organism: Dryobates pubescens (Downy woodpecker)
Lineage: Eukaryota; Metazoa; Chordata; Aves; Piciformes; Picidae
Gene: STARD10
Product: StAR related lipid transfer domain containing 10
Exons: 6
Coding region: 5-838 (277 amino acids)
Molecular function (GO): lipid binding
Source: RefSeq, a predicted model, not a curated record
UUGGAUGGGCAGGGCAGGACGAGGGGGGGGGGCCAUGUCGUGUCGCGACAGCGUGCAGGUGCCCGACGACAGCGACUUCGGAGCCUUCCGAGCCCAGUGCGAGGCGGAGCGCGGCUGGAGCCUGAGCUACAGCAAGGGGGGGGUCGCCGUCUGGGUGCAGCCCCCGGAGCCCCACGCAGCCCCCCACAAGAUCAAGUGCAGGAUGGAGUGCGGGGAGGUGGCGGCCGAGACCCUGUACGACGUGCUGCACGACACCCAGUACCGAGCCCGCUGGGACCCCAACGUCAUCCAGACCUUCGACAUCGCCCGCCUCACCGCCAACGCCGACAUCGGCUACUACUCGUGGCGGUGUCCCAAGCCCCUGAAGAACAGGGACGUCAUCACCCUGCGCUCCUGGCUGCCCAUGGGCUCUGACUACAUCAUCAUGAACUACUCCGUCAAGCACCCGAAGUACCCCCCCAGGAAGGACAUGGUGCGGGCAGUGUCCAUCCAGACCGGCUACCUGAUCCAGGGCACCGGUGCCAACAGCUGCACCAUCACCUACCUGGCACAGGUGGACCCCAAAGGCUCCCUGCCCAAGUGGGUGGUGAACAAAUCCUCCCAGCUCCUGGCCCCCAAGGCCAUGAAGAAGCUGUACAAAGCCUGCCUGAAGUACCCCGAGUGGAAGCAGCGGCACCAGCCCCACUUCAAGCCCUGGCUGUACCCGGAGCAGUGCCAGCUGCCCCCCAUGGCGCUCUCGGAGCUCUCCCUGCAGCACGCAGAGUCCCUGGAGAACAUCGACGAGAGCGGCCUGGACGAGGCCAGGGAGGAGGCCAGCGACGAGGACAGCCUCAACUGACCCCGCCCCCGCCCCAGCAGCCCCGGCUGACCAC